Molecule: messenger RNA, 264 nt
Organism: Plasmopara halstedii
Lineage: Eukaryota; Oomycota; Peronosporomycetes; Peronosporales; Peronosporaceae
Exons: 3
Coding region: 1-264 (87 amino acids)
Source: RefSeq, a predicted model, not a curated record
AUGUUGUCGGAUACAAACUCAAUCAGUAAGAGCAUAUCGCCUCGCGCAAGUACUACGUAUGAUGUUUUUGCCUUACAAGAACUGUGGUGGUCUGCGGUUGAUAUUUCGCCAGUAUUUCGCUGCAAGAAAAUAUGGCUUGGCUUUAUUCUCGCCGCUACCGGUGCCACAGACCCCAGCAAGGUGAUUAAUUUUGCUCAGACGUGCUCUGCUGGAACGAGCUGGUUGAUCAAGGGCGCCAAAGUAUGCGGCGAGGGAUUCAUUUGA